ACUCCACUGGUUUCAGGCCGUGUCCGAGUCUUCGUGUCUCUUAGCUACACCUUUGUCCCUGGCCCCUUUCUACUGAGGUUUUGCAUGCCCUGACUUCUCCUUGCAUCAACAUCUACAUUCUUCGGGCAUCAUUCCUGAUGCAAGGUCACGACCAGCCCUUUGCCUCUACAGAGCUGCAGUUUGUUUCAGAUUCCAGUAUGCGCCGUUUCUGCGACAAUUUGAUCCCGCUGUCUAAUCGUGCCCAGCAUGCUCUCUAUCCCUUUUGACAAUAUCCCAAGGAAACGCAGAUCUAGCUGCCGUUUUACGUACUCCAUUUCUUUUGUCUAGAGCCCCAAAUGGUGGUUUCGGGUUUAAAAUGAUUGCAGUAAUGUACCAAGCAAUGAGGAGAACAAAUGGAAAUUGUUCGUCCGCCUUGUGGUAUUACAACAUCUGAGCUGCCAAUUGCCCCCACCCCACUUUAAAAUUCUGUCCCUUUUUUUUAAUCCUCGGGCUUCUAUCCAAAGUCCAGGAACGGCUCUUUUUUUUUAUUUGAACCUGUCAAAUCCGUAGCAUUGCGUUUAACUAUCGUGGAUCAUAAUAGACACGCUCAGAGAAUGACAGCCUUACCAUUCCAAUGAACCGGGUACGAUUCUGACCUUUAGUUGUGGGUCGAUAUGUGUGGAGUAGAGUUUGCAUGGUCCCCAUGAUUUUCGUCGAUUCCCUCUAAGUGUUCUGUUGCCAGAUGCUUCCCCAGUUAAAAGAUGUGCUGGUUGCCUGAAGUUGCUGUAAUUUGCCCUUAGUGUAGGCGGUUUGUCUGGGUUAUAUUGGGCAUGUACAAGGAAAUACAUUACAGACAAAUGUGGGGUUUUGGGAUUAAUAGGAUAGCUUUGAGAGCUGCCUUAGGUUGGUGGACUGAAUACUCUCCCAUGUAUUAGGAAUAUGAGCAUAAUGCGAAAUGAGUUGUUCUACUAUUAUAAUUUUUGUUUCUUCCAGACACCAUAAUAUAUUUUUUUUCAUGACCCAUGGUAGAGCUAAUAGGACUUGAUAUUUCAAUCCCUAUGAUAAAGUCAGCACUCUCGAUGGUGGCAGUGGGCUUGGAGUGGUGAUGAGGAGGGUAGCUACAUCAUCGGGGUCGUCAGGUGGGCACCCUCCUUCUUUGACAUUUCAUUGAUAAGCCCACGACGUCUCCAGACAGCUCAACGGUGCUACCUGGCGUCCCAGAUACACCUCGCCCUCAGUUCCGUACCCUCCUGUCUUCAUCUUGCAGCCCAGUUGUUGUAUUUCCUUUUAAUCCAAAUCCAGUUACUGCUUUCUUCUGCUGCAUUUGACAAGGACUUGAUUGCUUGUUGGAGGGAGACACCCCUCACCCCAAUCUUCUUUAAUAGACUGGUUGUAGAUGUAGCAACAAAUCCCCUGCAUCCCACUUCUACAGGGAAAAUCUUGAUCUUCCAGCCGUUCUGAGCAGCUUCCGUUGCCAGUUCAGAGUACUUGGUCUUUUUCCUCUCAUAAGCUUCUUCAAUGCCUUCCUUCCAUGGUACUGUCAAUUCCACAACAUAUGCCAGCUUGGCUGUUGUGGGCCACAGGACUAUGUCUGGCCGGAGUGUUGUAGCCGCAAUGUCUGGGGGAAACACAAGCUUUUUCUCCAAGUCCACGUCCAUUUUCCAAUCCCGAGCAACAUGCAGAAUGCUUAUAUCCUUUGAUGUUACUUGGUGCCCUGGAGGUUGGCCUGCUGGUACAAAUCGUGUAAUGUGGACAUUUCCUGCCGAUGUUUGUGGGAGAGCGUUUACGGUGGUUUGCCUCUGUUCCAAGAUUGAUGCCAGCGGUCUGAGAACUUGGUUAUGCCGCCAAGUAUACCGCCCCUGGCUGAGCUUCAUGGUGCAUCCUUUAAAAAUGUGCUUUAGUAAUCCAGGUGCUUGACAAAGAUAGCAAGUGGGGUCUUCUCCUCACCACUGGUUCAGGUUUUGAGUUGUUGGUAGGAGGUCAUAAAUGGCUCUGAUGACAAAACUUAGCAGAGAUCCCUCCAGCUCCCAGAUGUCGCGCCAACUGAGUUUCCUCUUUUCCAGGCUCUCCCAAUUAGUCCAUUGGCCCUGCUUAGCCAUUGAGACUGCCCUGGCAUAUUGCUCUGCCUCCUCCUGUCUUCUCACCUCCUCCACCACGGCCAUCUCUUCUGCACUGAUGUUGCCUUGUGCCAUUGAGGAGCCCUUGAGAUGAGCCCGAGCCCGGCUCUCCCAAAUUGGACUUGGCCAACCACAUCCCUGAAGUGAAGAGCAGACCUAGCACUCUGAACGGCUUCAGAUGGGGUCCACUUCCUCCCGUUGCCACACGGGGGGGGGGGGGGGCCGCUGUUCGAAUAACAGUAUCUUCUGACUCAGUGAGGGUCAUAACCAACAUUACUUUGGUGCAUUUGACUUGCAAUUGAUAAUUCUAAUUUGCAGUUCCCGUACAGUCCAACAGGAGGACUUAAGUCCAAGCCACUGUUUCACAUGUGUGCUGAUCAUUCUUUCAAGCUUUUCCACCUUGUUGAUGGGGAUUUCAUACACUGUUAAAGGCCACAUGAGUCUUGGGAGUAUACUGAACUGGAAGCACCACAGCUUGAGUUGUCCUGGCAGCCAGGUCUUGUUUAUGCGAGCUAUGUACAUGAUGGUAUCCGUUUUGAGUUGUUUAAACUGCUCAGUGUCCUUGAGCUUAGCAUCAUACCCAUUCACAUACCUAUUCCUUUAAUUCUUCCUACACCAUCCAGCCCCACUAUACUUAACUUAAACUUGUGAAAGGAGAUUUGUCUGAAAUAUUUCUUCUCUCACCACAGAGUACUUAAAGCUGAUUCUAAUUUUAUUUUGUUUCCCUGCACCUUGAUUGCACUUCCCUGUAUGUCGGCUGGCCAAGGCAAACAUUAUGUUGCCAAUUUCAAUUGUGAGUAGCUUCAUUUUGUUUUACUCAUCACGAAGGACAUUCACUUCUAUUACUGAAGGACACGAGAUUCUGCUGAUGCUGGAAAUCUUGAGCAAAGUACACAGAGUGCUGGUGGAACUCAACAGGCACCUAUAGAGAGAAAUAAGUAGGCAGUGUUUCAGGUCAGGACCCUUCAUCAGGACUGGCAAAGGAGUACAAGUGGAUCUUAUUCAAUCACAAUGUUGAAUCAAGAUUUAUAUUUUGAAGUUAUGAAAAUUUAAGUAUUUCAGAGAAAAUGAAUGUGCAAGAGAAAAAUAGUCCUAAGCUGAAGAAAUCCUUUGUUGCAAAACCUUUAGAAGAAAAUAAAAUACUUGAAGAAGAUGAAAAUCAAGAGUGUGGUCCUGAAGGAAUUACUGACUUUGCAAACUACUUCAAUCAACUUGAUUUAUUAGAGACACAUAGACAUCUGAUACCUGUGGGAACACACAGUUUGUGGCACGGAGAGUCCGAUGAUGAAGAGGAGGAAGCUGAAAAUGAUGCUUAUUUUAAAGUGAAAGAGAAAGAGCUGGAAAAUGACCCAGCAAAUCUAUUACUUUGGGCAUCUGAGAAAAACCAGGUUUCUAUAGUAUGCAGACUUCUCUCAGAAAACCCAGAUCUUGUUAAUGUUAAAGAUGAUGACCACUACACACCACUUCAUAGGGCUGCCUACAGUGGUCAUAUUGAGAUCGUUCGGAAGUUGAUAGCUCAAGGAGCAGAUGUGCAUGCUCGUACUAUAGAUGGCUGGACACCUUUGCACAGCGCUUGUAAAUGGAACAAUGCAGAAAUAGCUUCAUUUCUUCUGCAGCAUGAUGCAGAUGUCAAUGCCCAGACUAAUGGUUUACAUACAGCAUUACAUCUUGCUUCAGGAAGUAAAGACACCAAGGAAGUUAUUGAAUUGUUGUUAAUGAAUCGCUACAUCAAUUCCGAUCUAAAAAAUAACUUGGGUGAGACAGCCUAUGAUAUUGCUUGUCGAACAAAUAUUCAUUAUUACCUCUUUGAAAUUGCAGAACACUGCACAAAUUCAGUAUCUGGGACAAAAUGACUCACCUUAAAGUACAGUCACCUAAACACAAACCCGCAGUCAUUUUUAUUGAGUGGAAAUUAGGUACAUCUCUUUAAGUUUAAAUUAAUAUCGUAACUCUUUUCAAUAUCAAUAUGAAAACCAUCAAUUUCCUAUUUACCCAUAAGUCAGUGUUUAGUCAACUUAUUGAAAACAUGUUGCAAUUUUUGGUGAAAAAGAUAUAACUUUUUUUUGAAGUUAGUGUCUUUUAUUCUGUUGUAAUGAGUUGAGAAAAAUAAACCAGCUACUUUCCAUUGGCUAUAAUAGUACUCUGAUCUGAAUCUUUUGCUUCCUCCAUGCUGUAGUAUCAGAUUCUCCAUCUAUGUAGCUUGCAAAAUUCAAAAACACUAAGGGAGAUGUUAGAACAUUGAAACAAAAAUCAGUGUGUUACUCUCAGUAAGUUGGGACUUCUAUUGGUAAGGUGAAAAGGAAGUAAUUUUAGUGGAUUGCCUAAGAGAAACAUUGGAUAUGUGUACAUAAUAUUACACUGGAGACAAGCAUUUACUGUUGCACUGUUAAUGUCACUGGGACAUUUGCCCUAAAGGUUCCCAGCACAAGAAAAAUGCUGAAAGCUGGUGAUCAAAUUUUAAACUGGUCACAAAAUGCCCACAAAUGGAUGUGAUUUUGCUCCCCUGUAGGUUAAACCUGUUUGUAAGUGAACAAUACUUUCUCUCAUUGUUGUGUGAAGGAAUUUCUUGGCCACUGUAUCUAAUAACAUAAAAGAUGCUGGAGUAGGCUAUUUGACCCACUGUUCCUGCUUUGAUACGGCUGAGAUUUGCAGUUAAGCGCCUUUUCAAUUUUGCUGGAGCCAUUGAUGCAUUUGUAAGUUGCUUGCUGCAGACUAGGCACAGUGAAAUAGCGGUUAAUAAAAUGUUUUUAAAAAGGCAUAAUAAAUGACUAUACAGGAAAACCACAAAAAAUACGAAAACUUCACAAUACAAUAAACUUCUGCACAGUCCAACAGCAGAAGCAAAGUGGCAGGCUAGCAGCUGAGUCACAGUGCAUAAACAUUCCUCCUUUAGAAUGAAAAUGUCACUCCAAUUUUCUACCACACUGGUAGUUUGUUCACUCCCAUAAGUCAGUUGGCAGUAAGCAAGGGCAAGUUGGGAGGGGUGGGGGGCUGAUGUCACAGCUCAAGUUGUGCGAGUCCAUUCAAUGCUCAGAAAAUGCUCUUCAUGCUUCUCAUCAGCCUACUGUCCUCCCCUCUGUGCAAUACAGCGCUCCCUAAUUAUCAAUAGUCUCCCUCUGUACAAUACAGCCCUCACCAAUUAUUGGCCUACCAUCCUCUCCUCUGUGCCAUAUGGCACUCACCAAUUAUCAAUAGCCUCCCCAUUUCACAUCAAAAACUAAGAACAAGAUCCUACUGCGCACUGCCAUACUGGACUGAAAGACCUAACGAGGUUGUGAACGGGGCCGCUCGGUCACUGCCCAACAUCAAAAAACAAUGUUUAUUUCUUUUAUCAUGAUUUCUCAGGGAUCCCCUAUAGACCUCUCAGAAUCCUGUUUGAGAAACUCUGUUAUAUAUCAACUCUUUAUUGGUACAUUGUUGGCAUAAAGUUCAUGACUAUUAUUCAUCACCUGGGUAGUGCUGAUCCAUUUUAGAAAAGUUUUGAUAAUUCCUUUAGAAGAUCAGGAAAGUUCUGCUGUUUUCCUACCAGUUAAAAACAGAUGUUGCUUGAGUUUCUCUAAAUGUCCAGGAAAAUGUGAUGAGUUCCAAGUAUACAUCUCCCUAAUUUUGCAAGGACUGAAUGAGUCAGUUUGCUGGGAAAGCUGUUCCUUGCUAUGUAGUCAUCACAUAACAUGGUAGUUUUCCUACUCUCUGGAUGUUGUUAAUCCCUAGAUGUAGAAUUAUGGAUUUAAAAUGGCCCAAAAUUUCCAGUACCAAAGACCUAUGUCUGAGUCAAAAUAGUGGUCUCCUACAGAGAACAUUUCUACUGUGAACAAAAUCAAGAUUAAGUCACUCAAAUGGUGUAAUAGAAAACUUUGUAUUGUCUGAAUACCUGAAUCAUAGACUUGUUGAAACUGCUGAUGGUGGGGAGCAAUGUUCCCUCUUAACUUUUUUACAGUUGCAUGGACCAACCAUUACUCUGAGCAGGAACUUAUUACAUGGCCUGAAAAAUGUGGGGCACCUUAAAUGUUUUUUUUUGUAAUAUGUGUACUCUGAUUAUUUAGAAUGAAAAUUUAAAUAUCUUGUACUUUUAUUUAUUCAUUGAAGGGUAUAAUGAAAUACAGUGUAACAAAGAAAAUCUCAUGUUUCAUAAACUUAAACUUAGAUGGCAUCUCCGUUCAGCGGGCCAACAGUUUAUUAACAAUGAGCUAUUAACUUCUAUUCUGUGUUUAUUGUUACAGUUUGUAAUAUUGUUGUAACUUGAAACCCUGACAAUGUAAAUACUCUAAAAUGUUUCAAAGUAAAGGUGGUAUAUUCAUUA
This is a messenger RNA of Hypanus sabinus (Atlantic stingray), 6396 nucleotides long. It is a transcript of the gene ankrd49, whose product is annotated as ankyrin repeat domain 49. The record is from RefSeq and is a predicted model, not a curated record. The transcript has 3 exons. NCBI's taxonomy places the organism in Eukaryota, Metazoa, Chordata, Chondrichthyes, Myliobatiformes, Dasyatidae. The coding region runs from base 3164 to 3949 and encodes 261 amino acids. Gene Ontology annotation, molecular function: protein binding.